Molecule: messenger RNA, 3408 nt
Organism: Amborella trichopoda
Lineage: Eukaryota; Viridiplantae; Streptophyta; Magnoliopsida; Amborellales; Amborellaceae
Product: ARM repeat superfamily protein
Source: RefSeq, a predicted model, not a curated record
UUUACCCGAUCCCUUUGCAUUUCCGUCUCCAGUUUUCAGCGCGAAGGCUUGCUCUACAUAUAACCAGGGUAAUUCAUGGCGCUCCCUCUCUCUCUCACACUAAUUUCUUAGGGUUUUCUCGGUUUCUCUCUCAAGGGAAGCUUUUAUUAUCCAAAAAACGCAGCACAUUCCUCUCUAAGCCAGACUUUAAUGGCCACCCAUCUAUUGAAACAAGGCGGCUGGGGCCUCUUCUUCCAAAGGCUCAUACAGUGAAGGGUUUUCUCCAAUUCCAUUAUAGACCAAGCUUCUGCUUUAGAAAUAUAUUUUAUUUUUUUUAGGUGUGCAACAUUCAGUAAAUUGUUUAGAGAACCAGAGAUCAAUGGUGACUGAUAUCUUGUAACAACGCAAAGAGCUCUCAUUUCUCUUGUCUCUUAUUCCUGAAAAGCUCAUAUAGGGACGGGUCUUCUCUAUUCCCUUUUAAAAAGCGAGAUUUUAUGCUCACAGCAAAUUAUUCUCAGAGUCAGAGAUUAAUGGCGACUAGUUUGUUGAAUCAAGGCAAAGAGCUCCCCAAUCUCUCGCCUCUCUUCUUUAAAAAAUUCACAAAGUUUUUGAAUUUGAUCAGAGAAAUGCUAUCACAAACUCCAUACAUGCAGCCCGAAAGCUCGAAUAUGUCUGUAAAAUCCAUAUUGGAAUCUCUUUUACCAAAAGACGGUAUGCUAAACCCUAACUGUAACAUGGAGGAGGCAUGGCUUUUGACUCUGGAUUUUUGCUUGUGUUGUGCCGCUCUGGCCUCUGCAAGUGACGACAGGGGUACCACAAUGUCAUGGGUUCCAAUGAAGCUUUCAGAAGAGGCAGCCAUGGCUAUAAAGGAACUUUCAGGGUCAAUUUUAGGAGAACCGUGGGAAAAUGGAUCAAUGGAAAUGGAUUUUGGAGCUAUUGAUAAAGGGGAGAGGUUGAUGGUGGCUUUGAUGCCAAGAAUUAUGCCAAUUUUAAAGGGUUCAAUAAAGGAGACGUCCAUUGAUACCAACGAAGAUAUGGUUGAGGCUGCUUGUGCUAGGGCUCCAAAGGAAUAUGCCAUUGUAGCUGCCCAUCAGCUAAGAUGGUGGGUAAAACAGGUCAACCAACCCCAUCUUGGAAAGCUAUGUGCUUGGGUGAUUCCGUGUGCAUUGACUGCCUUAGAUCAUUGGUCACCAGAAGUUAAGGGACAGGCUAUGAUCAGUUUUAUGCAUCUGUCAAUAAACAUGAGUGCAACUGAAUUUGGUUCUUAUGGAGAUGUAGUUCUCGAUGCUUCAUAUCGAAAUAUUGCUGCUGCUGAUGAGAUUUGGCAAUAUGCCGUUGAAAUGUCAGUGCUUUUGCUGACUUGCAUUGAAUGCAGGAACCCUCGUAGCUACUGGUAUGAGCGCAUAUUGGGCGACAUGCUAGGACAUUUGGAACGUCAACCUAAUUGUAAAGAGCGACGUAUUCCAUGGCUUCAGCAAAUUGAGCCAAUUUUCAAUGCCAUGGGGCUUGUCUUAUUAGCCCAUUUAAAGCGUGUCAUGACCCUUUUCUUCGACUGGAUGCAUGCUGACGAUGAUAGAUCUGUUCUUCUGGUUCUCGAACGUAUCUACACAAUUAUGAAGUUAAUAUGGGUCCGGAAUACUCCAUACUUGGAAAGAUUAGUAGAUGAGCUUACUGUAACUUAUAGAGAGGCAUCCUUGAGAAAAGAACGUUUUGCGAUUCGUGAACACGUUCUUAAAAUAAUGUUCUUGCUCCAAAGAUGCAAGGGCUUAGAAUUUGAAUCUGCUUGGAGCAAGCACAAGGAUGAUCCAAAUUUGGUUUCACUUACGUCAUCCUUAAGCACAGUGAACUAGGGUGAUACUCUAAUCCAAGAAUGAUUUGAGUUUACCGUGAGUCAACUCUAACAUCCUGAUUAUUGAAUGUGAUUGGGUUAUCUAUAUAUUUAAGUGCCAGUGAGAAUAGUAUUUGCUUCAGUUUACCAUUUGAUUUGUGCUGGUUUUUUAGCGUCAAAUCAUCACUUGAGAGCUGGAUCUAAUGCAUCAAUUUGCACACUCCUAUUACCAUGUAUGUAUCAUCACUUACAGUGUGUAUCAGGUGGUUUGGAUGGGCACCUAGGUGGAAGUUUUGUAGUUCCAAUUGAAUUGUAGCUUUUCUAGGAAAAUAGAAACAAAGGAAAAGGGGAUGUAAUUUGAAUGUGGUAGAAAUUUCUAAAAGUCGUGCAUUUUAAUAUGAUGACAUUUAAUUGACUCCUGAGUUCAUUUAUAUUUCCUUUACUAUUUUACUUUUAAGGUCCUAAUUCUAUCUAAUAAAUGUUUCGAUUUUUCAAUUGGUAUUUCUUUCAGGUGCAUACUCUUUGUACAUUUAAAAGAGCUGGCUUUGAUUGUACUUCUAGCUCGUCCAUGAUGGAUCAAAGUGGGGAACCUAGAUAUAGACCCAGAACGUGGGUAUAGCUCACUUUUUUGUUGGGUGAUGUAAGUUUGAAUUAUGUGCAAGUGAUUUCUUUCCCCAAUUUGUUUUGUGUUAUUCUAGAACUUUCGGCAGAUCAUUGUUACUCUGAUUUUUGUCAUGUACAUAGAGCAUAAUGAAGAACCAGGAUUCAUGUAGCCGACCCCAAUUAAUUGGGAAAAGGCUAAAAUGAUGACGAUGAUGAUGACAUAUUUCUGAAACAUCUUAUUUAUUUAUUGGUACUUACUAUUAUUUGGAGUAUCUAGGAAAUUCAUUAUGGAGUGCAUGGUUGUGGGACUUUGACAUGUAAUUUCAGAAGAUGGGGAGAGCUAACUACUCGUAAAUUUUCUAGAAUGCCAUCCUUUUAUUUUUGGUUAGUGUUUUGUUUAAAGAUAAAUUAAUAUUCUAUCCAUUGCAACUUGUAUAUAUCUACAACCUUUUUCAGGUGGUUACCUCAAUCAUCAUCAUCAUCCGAGCCUUUUCCCAACUAUUUGGGGUGGCUACACAAUUCAUGUUUUGCCAUUCCGCUCUAUCAAGUGCCAUACCUUCAGUCGGACCAGAAGUCGCCAUACCUUCAGUCAGACUAGAAGUCACCAUAUCUCUUCUCACUACCUCCAUUAUGAAAAACUAAGGGUAGUUAUUUUGUUCCCUAAAUCUUGUUAUGGUAUCUUAAUAUAUUUUUAGAUUUUUUAUCCUUUUAUAGUGAGAGAUUCCAUGUAAAAAUCUAUGGUCUUUGGUAUGAAAUUUUUAUAGGUGGGUUUCUUGGAUUUGUUUCCUGCUCUAGUGAGUGAAAAGCAGGUAACAGUGGUUGUGGGGGUAUUUGUGUACCGUGGCUAAUUUCUUACAGUUUUUCUUUUUUAGCUAGAGAACAGCAAAGUAAGUAGGUUUUAUGUGUAGUGAUUUAGGAGGAUUGAAUUUGGAACAAUGUGAAAUGCUAUGUAAGUAGGCAUGAAUAAGACCAAAUAUUUUCUCCUUAUAUUUAUUCAA